GGACGAAAGAAAUAGACUAGCAGGAAAUAAUCUGCCUUCCUGGAAUUCACCAAUCACGACGAGGAUUAUAUUAUGACAACAGCCUUGAGAAAAACACACACACAGGAAGAAAGAUUUCGCUGUAACAUAUGUGACGAAAGAAGAGACAUUAAUCCAGAUAAAGUUACAAAAUGGACGACUCUGAUUCUGCCACCGACGACGAUGAUUACAACAACUACGACGAGGAUGAUCCCGAUGGUUAUGAAGAUGGUUACGAAGAUGACAGCGACAAUAACAGCGAUUAUAACAGUAAUUAUGACAGCGACAACGACAGCAAUUAUGAAACUGGCGACAACAACAGCAACGAUGACAACAGCAGCAAUUAUGAAACAGAUGACAACGGCAAUGAUGAUGAUAUUGACAGCAAUUAUGAAACAGAUGACAACG
Messenger RNA from Homarus americanus (American lobster), 426 nucleotides. Its product is annotated as GATA zinc finger domain-containing protein 13-like. The record is from RefSeq and is a predicted model, not a curated record. NCBI's taxonomy places the organism in Eukaryota, Metazoa, Arthropoda, Malacostraca, Decapoda, Nephropidae.